Chenopodium quinoa (quinoa) is the source of this 1872-nucleotide messenger RNA. RefSeq lists its product as uncharacterized. The transcript has 5 exons. Gene Ontology annotation, molecular function: zinc ion binding. NCBI's taxonomy places the organism in Eukaryota, Viridiplantae, Streptophyta, Magnoliopsida, Caryophyllales, Amaranthaceae. The coding region runs from base 1 to 1872 and encodes 623 amino acids. The record is from RefSeq and is a predicted model, not a curated record.
AUGAAGAAGAACAGACAGUUGAAAGCAAAAUGGGUUGCUGAACAGUUUCUAGAAGUGUUCAAAACAAGGCCCCACUGGCCUGCAAAAGAAAUAGUGGACUGUAUUAAAAGUGCAUACAAGAUAAUAAUGACUAGAGUGUUUGCAUAUAAGGUCAAGUAUGCAGCCCAUAAGUUGUUACAUGGAUCCAUGCAUGAGCACUACACUAAAGUGGGAGGCUAUUUAGCUGCACUGAACAAAACCAGCCCAGGUAGUCACACUGAGUUAGUGACUGUUAUGCAAAAGAUCCCUCCACCAAUCUUCCAAAGGCUGUUUAUGUGCUUAGAAGGUCUUGCAAAGGGUUGGAUAGAGGGUUGCAGGAAGGUUUUAGCUGUUGAUGCUUGUUUCUUGAAGACCUUCCUGGGUGGUCAGCUCCUGUAUGCAGUAGGCAGGGAUGCCAAUGACCAAAUGUACCCAGUGGCAUGGGCUAUAGUGGAAGGGGAGAACAACUUAAGCUGGGAGUGUUUCUAUCUUGUGCUAUUAAAUCAUGUUGUCAACUUUCCUGAAAAUUUGUUGUCUUUGGUUUUGCAAGGCCAUAUUGAAUGUUGUCUCCACGUGUUGCCCAAAGCUGAACAUAGGCACUGUGCAAGACAUGUGUUUGCACACAGGCAUAAGACUUAUAGAGGAGAUGAACUCAAGUUGCAAUUUUGGAGGAUUGCAAAGAGUUACAACAUUGCUGAUUAUGAAGAAAGAUUGCAGGAGCUGGCUGUAAUCAACAAUGAUGCAGCUGAAGCUUUCAAACGCUACAAUCCAUAUUUAUUUUGCAGGGCUUAUCUCAGAAAUUCAAUUAAAACAGAUGCUAUCACAAGCAAUAUAGCUGAGACCUUCAAUGGGUAUAUAAUUCAGGCUAGGACAAAGCAUCUUCUCCAUUGCCUGGAAGACAUCAGAGCUAUGCUUAUGCAAAGGAUAGUGAAGAAAAGAAGUGAAAUGAUGAAGUGCACAACUGCUCUUUGCCCAAGAAUUCAGUCUAAGUUGAAUAAGGAGAAGAACAAGUCUGCCUAUUGUGAAGUGUUCCCAUCUUCAGAGACUUUGUUCAAUGUCUCUCAUAAUAUGGAUCAGGUUGUUGUCAACUUGGAAACUAGGAGUUGUUCUUGUAGGAAAUGGGAUAUGCUUGGCAUUCCCUGUUGUCAUGCAUGUGCAUGCAUAUUCUUCCUAAUGAAAGAAGCAGAGCACUAUGUGGAUCCCUGUUACACUAGGGAAAACUACUUGAAAGCCUAUGCAGGUUCUAUUCCACCUUCCACCCUCCACAACAAAAGAAAGUGUCCUCACAAGGAUACUGCAGAGGCCCCACCUGAACCACCCACAAAGAAACCUAGGGGAAGACCUAAUAAAUAUUGCCAGCCAUCCCAAACUAGUGUUGCUGAUGCACAGGUUGCCCCACCACAUCAUCACAUAUCUGCCCAACCCACUCAACUUGGGAGAGGGGGAAGGGCAAUAAGAGGGAGAGUGGGUGCAAGAGGUGGUCAACAACCUCAGACCGGGAGAGGUCAAUCACAGACUUCUGCAGCAGCUACAUCACAGGCUGUUGGGUUGUCUCAAUCUACAGUGAGAAGGGGUGGCAGAGCUGGUGGGAGGAGGCAGACAAUGGGUGGUAGAGGUUCUUGGAGAGGCCAUACAAGGGGUGGCAAAGGAAGGGGAAGAGCUCCUAUAGGGGUUGGAGUUCUAUUUGGUGCAGAUGGGUCUGUACUACCCAAUGUUAGAGGAAAAUCUUCUAAGGAGCUAUCUGGAACAACUAUCACCAUGAAGACCAGAGCAGCAUCAAGUCAGCAAGCCUAUAAUGUCAUGACUCGAGAUAGCUUAAGCCACAAAACAACCAAGCAUCAUCAAACUCAGUAG